AUGGAAGCGAGAAGUGCGAUGCACAUCCUCAAUGCUUCAAGCACCAAAAGUCUGAAGUAUGCAAUCCGAUCUGGUCUCAUCAAGAACUUUCCUAUCACUGAAGAAGCGAUCAAUCAUGCCAAAGCAAUCUUUGGACCUGACCCAUCUACAUUGAAAGGCAAGUCAACAAGACCAACCCUGAAGAAGACACACGAUGACCUCUUCAGUCCACCAGAGGAAUUGUAUCAACAUAAUCGAUCUAUUACCGUCUGUAUUGAUCACAUGGAGAUCAGAGAUGCUAAGUUUCUCACCUGCAUUGAUACCACUGUGCGUUGUGGCUCAUGUAUUCCAAUGCAGAACCUGAAGACUGACCCUGUAUUUGAAGCAUUGGAUAAGAUAUUCCGCCGCUACAACAAGGCAGGCUUUCAUGUCAAGACAAUCAAGUGUGCUUGGGCAUUCAUUCCUCUAAGGGAUGAUAUGCUAGACAAUAUGGGUGUUAUUAUUGACCCGACUGCAGCUGGAGACCACAAGCCUACAGCCGAGCGAAACAAUCGAACGCUGAAAGAGAGAGUCAGAGUAGCUCUUGCACGAUUACCCUACAAAGUGGUCCCAAAGGUGAUCACUGAAUGUCUUGGGCGUCGAGCCGCCAAGCUAUUGAAUGUCUUUCCCCAGAAAGACAGUAUCCUCUCACAUUUCAGUCUGCAGCAACUCAUUGAUAAUGUCAAUAUCAACUACAAGAGUGAUAUGGUUGCUGAGCUUGGACAGUAUGUUCAUGCAAGUGGGACGGAUUCCAACAAUUUGAUGGAGCCCCAAAGUAUCAAAGCAAUUUACAUUGAACCUACAAAGGGACAAUACUGGGCACCGAGUGCUCAACCUCAAUACUAA
This is a messenger RNA of Cylindrotheca closterium, 864 nucleotides long. The record is from the annotation of a GenBank genome assembly. NCBI's taxonomy places the organism in Eukaryota, Bacillariophyta, Bacillariophyceae, Bacillariales, Bacillariaceae.